This is a messenger RNA of Styela clava, 2002 nucleotides long. RefSeq names its product major facilitator superfamily domain-containing protein 8-like. NCBI's taxonomy places the organism in Eukaryota, Metazoa, Chordata, Ascidiacea, Stolidobranchia, Styelidae. The record is from RefSeq and is a predicted model, not a curated record. Gene Ontology annotation, molecular function: transmembrane transporter activity. Gene Ontology annotation, biological process: transmembrane transport.
UUCAAUACUGUGUUUGUUUUUACAGAUGAGAAUCCAAAUAUAAAGGUUAUAAGAAUGAUUUGUACAAAACAAAACUUUGGUAGAAAUUUGUGUACUGCUCUGUACUUUUUCUUCAGUGGAGUGGAAUAUGCCGUUAUAUUGCCCACUUUAAAUGGCUAUCUCAUAUCCUUGCAUGCACCUGAUGGAUUUAUUGGAAUCAUAAUGGCUUCUUUCAGCUUCACUGGUAUUAUUGCCGCUCCCAUAUUCGGUCGCAUCACAGACAAAACCGGAUCAACAAAAUGGUGUGUUAUCAUCAGCAACUUUUUUGAAAUUGGUGGGAAUUUUUUAUAUUUUGUUGGAGGAAGUUAUCAUUUACUAUGGAUAUCAAGACUUGUAGCCGGCAUUGGAUCUGGGGCAUCAUCAUCAAUCUAGGUAUGCUGUCGAGGGCGACAACACCAGAAGAGAGAACUGGAGCUUUUUCUUUGCUAAUGGCAAUGCGUCAAAUUGGUUUGUUGAUUGGACCUGGAUUUAAUGUGUUUUUGAAUAGUUUGAACUUUACACUUGGUCCGUUUAUGCUCAACCAAUUCACUUCGCCUGGACUUUUCAUGGUUGGAAUUUGGUUUAUACAUACAGUUCUGAUGUUUAUUCUCUUCAAGGAUAUUGAAGCAAAUCCUGAUGCAUUGGUUCAAACAAAUGCAGCACCUAAAGAUCAGGCUACUGAUCAUAGUGUUCAAGGUGAAAAUGGACUCAGACAAAGGUUGAGAUCCAUUUCAAUUUCAACUGCACAAGCUAAGACAUUUUUCAAUGAGUUUAUUCGCGAAGAAGUUAUUGUUUGUCUUUCUGCUACGUUUAUGAUCAUGUUUUCACAGACUGGUAUAGAAGCUGCUGUAACUCCUAUGACUUUAUUACUUUUUGAUUGGGGUGGCUUAUUCAACAGCUAUAUGUUCUGUGGCGCUGGAUUUGUUGUGAUUGUUAGUUAUGUGUCUUUAAGCUUCUUGAGUAAACGAUUCUCGGAUCGCUCACUUUUAAUCGCUGGUUGUUUCGGUACUAUCAUUACAUACUCUGUUCUUCUAGGUUACAUACUUUCUUUAUAUUUACAAAACAAUGUUGAAAAUCCUGCUUGGCUACUACCAAUGUUUAUAAUUGAUACCAUACUUUUAACUAUCAGCCUUCCUUUCUUAUGGGUGCCCCAAGCGUCUUUAUUUUCUAAAGUCACAAGCAUUGAAACUCAGGCUUUUAACCAAGGAAUAAGACUAGCUGCAAUGGGUUGUGGUCAAAUUCUUGGUCCAAUAUGGGCAUCAGUAAUGGCAACUGAAAGUCGUUUGCCAAUUAUGGCCGGUGUUGAUCUUUUGAUGGUAUUACUGGUUACAGGCAUGGUUAUUAUGUCUUAUAAAAAACUUGUUGUACCAAUUGAACCAUCUCAUUCUCAACCCAAACCAAGUUUGUUAUCACAACCAGAUAGUGAAAGUUCUCCACUACUCAGUGCCAGCAUAAACGCUUGAAUCUACCAUUGCCAAGUAUAUUGAAGUUCCGAAUUGUAGUUCUAAUGUUUUUCAGUAUUUCGUGUUUAAGUACAACACUUUUGGUUUAAUGCUUCGGAUUUUGAUAUACUACAAUUAUAGUUUUAUAUACUCUGUACCAAAUUACAGUCUCAAUAUAUAUUGGCUCAAAAAAUUAUGACCCGCCUUUACUUACGUUACAUUGCCAAUUCAUUUCAUGAAAUUAUUUUUUUUCCUUCUAUUUUUUACUGCAGUUUUUUUUACAACUUAUGGACAUUACGUAUAUGCGAUCAUGUUUACUACACACGAUUAUCUACAUCAUAGAAUUCAUAGUUACUUUUCAAAAUCUAUGCAUCGUCGAAUUCUAGUAAAUAUUUAUUUGUUCAAUGAUCCAAACUCAUCAUGCACUCGAUUGUAUACGCAUCACAUACACACGUUUUUCUGAUAUUGAAAAUUUUUUAUUGCUUUUAAUUUCAUUUGCAUUGCUGACAUUGAACUCGGAUAUGAAAAAUGUUGAAGAUGAA